This is a messenger RNA of Caretta caretta (loggerhead turtle), 2123 nucleotides long. RefSeq names its product solute carrier family 17 member 7 (gene SLC17A7). Gene Ontology annotation, biological process: neurotransmitter loading into synaptic vesicle; regulation of synapse structure or activity; transmembrane transport. The record is from RefSeq and is a predicted model, not a curated record. Gene Ontology annotation, cellular component: synaptic vesicle membrane; excitatory synapse. NCBI's taxonomy places the organism in Eukaryota, Metazoa, Chordata, Testudines, Cheloniidae. Gene Ontology annotation, molecular function: L-glutamate transmembrane transporter activity; neurotransmitter transmembrane transporter activity.
GGGCGGGGAGGGGGGAGCAGCUGGGGCUGGGACAGAUCGGUCCUGGGCAGCCGGCGGCUGAGAGCUCCUGCUGCCGUCGGGAGCCAGAGACGGGCAGGCAAGAGCGCGGGAGAGAAGCGGAGAGAAGCGAGGGACGAGGAAGAGAAGGAACGAGACGGAAAGAGAGAGAAGAGAAAAGAAGGAAGGAAACAGGAGGGAGGCAGGAGAGAGACAGACAGCGACCCCCGCCCCCCGGUGCCGUGGGCCGGAGCAUGGUGCUGUGACCCAGCCCGGGCCGGUCCCGCUCGCCGCCAUGCAGUUCAACAAGGAGGAAUUCCAGAAGUUGGCCGGGAAGACGCUGGGCCAGGUGCACAGGCUCCUGGAGCGGCACCAGCCGGGCGGGGAGACGAUCGAGCUGACGCAGGAGGGGCGGGCGGUGGCGGUGGCGGAGAAGCACCAGCCGGUCGUGGACUGCACCUGCUUCGGCCUCCCGCGCCGGUACAUCAUCGCCAUGCUCUGCGGCUUCGGCUUCUGCAUCAGCUUCGGGAUCCGCUGCAACCUGGGCGUGGCCAUCGUCAGCAUGGUCAACAACAACACCGUGUACCGGGGCGACAAGGUGGUGGUGGAGAAAGCCCAGUUCACCUGGGACCCCGAAACGGUCGGGAUGAUUCACGGCUCCUUCUUCUGGGGCUACAUCGUCACGCAAAUCCCUGGCGGCUUCAUCGCCCAGAAAUUCGCUGCCAAUAGGGUGUUUGGCUUUGCCAUCGUGGCCACCUCGACCCUGAACAUGCUGAUCCCAUCGGCCGCCCGGGUUCACUACGGCUGCGUCAUCUUCGUCCGCAUCCUGCAGGGGCUGGUGGAGGGGGUGACGUACCCAGCCUGCCACGGGAUCUGGAGCAAGUGGGCCCCACCUCUGGAGCGCAGCCGCCUCGCCACCACGGCCUUCUGUGGCUCCUACGCGGGCGCCGUGGUGGCCAUGCCGCUGGCCGGGGUCCUGGUCCAGUAUUCGGGGUGGAGUUCGGUCUUCUACGUCUAUGGCAGCUUUGGGAUCUUCUGGUACAUGUUCUGGUUGCUGGUUUCCUAUGAGAGCCCGGCUCAGCACCCCACCAUCACGGAGGAGGAGCGCCGGUACAUUGAGGAGAGCAUCGGGGAGAGCGCCAGCCUCAUGAACCCCCUGGUGAAAUUCAAGGCCCCCUGGCGCAAGUUCUUCACCUCCAUGCCCGUCUACGCCAUCAUCGUCGCCAACUUCUGCCGCAGCUGGACCUUCUACCUGCUGCUCAUCAGCCAGCCGGCUUACUUCGAGGAGGUCUUCGGCUUCGAGAUCAGCAAGGUGGGCCUUCUCUCUGCCCUGCCCCACCUGGUCAUGACCAUCAUCGUCCCCAUCGGGGGGCAGAUCGCGGAUUUCCUCCGCAGCCGCCGGAUCAUGUCCACCACCAACGUCCGCAAGAUGAUGAACUGCGGAGGCUUUGGCAUGGAGGCGACGCUGCUGCUGGUGGUGGGUUACUCUCACAGUAAAGGCGUCGCCAUCUCGUUCCUGGUCCUUGCUGUGGGCUUCAGCGGCUUCGCUAUUUCAGGGUUCAACGUGAAUCACCUGGACAUCGCCCCGCGUUACGCCAGCAUCCUCAUGGGCAUCUCCAACGGGGUGGGCACCCUCUCGGGCAUGGUCUGCCCCAUCAUCGUGGGGGCCAUGACCAAGCACAAGACGCGGGAGGAGUGGCAGUACGUGUUCCUCAUCGCCUCGCUGGUGCACUAUGGGGGCGUCGUGUUCUACGGGAUCUUCGCCUCGGGCGAGAAGCAGCCCUGGGCCGAGCCGGAGGAGACCAGCCCCGAGAAGUGCGGCUUCAUCCACGAGGACGAGCUGGCCGACGAGGAGGACGAGGCCGCUCGGGCGGGCGACGGGGGCGGGGGGGGCGGCGGCUACGGGGCCACCAGGAGCACCAGCUUCGCCAACGGGGGCUGGGCGGCCGACUGGGACAGGAAGGAGGAGUUCGUGCAGGAGCCCGGCAAGGACACCUACAUGUACGGGGCACCGCGGGAGAGGGACCUGUCCUAGGCACCCCCCGGAUCUCCGCCACCCCCCGGGCACCUCUGCGGUGGUACAGUCCAGGGCAUGGGGCUGAGCUUGGCCACGCCCCCCAUUCUGC